AUGCGCUCUACAAUAGUAACCUUAAAAAUGUUUGUAAAACGUACACUUGUGAAAUUUACAAGUGCAGUUGAUAUACGUCCAUUGGAUAAACUUAUAACAUCAAAGUACGUUAAUUUACCACAACCGAAAAAUAAAUUCUUACAAACAUAUAUUUGGAUUGAUGGUACUGGUGAACAACUGCGUUCAAAAACUAAAACUGUAUCAGAACAAACCAAUUCAGUUAAAGAUGUAUCAUGGUGGUCAUACGAUGGUUCAUCAACUGGACAAGCUGAAGGUGAAAAUUCAGAUAUUUAUUUAAAACCCGUAGCAAUUUAUCGUGAUCCAUUUAUCUUGAUGGGCGGAGUUAGUGAUAAUCCAGAAACAAAUCAGAAUAAAUUGGUUUUAUGUGAAACAUUGGAUACAGAUAUGAAACCAUUAAAAACAAAUUGGCGUUCGGAUUGUGAAAAAACACUAAAAUCUGUUGCUGAUCAAAAACCAACAUUUGGCUUUGAACAAGAAUAUACAUUGCUAGAUCGUGAUGGAUGGCCAUUUGGAUGGCCGAAAAUGGCAUUUCCCGGAAGCCAAGGUCCCUAUUACUGUAGCGUUGGUGCAUGUCAAGCUUACGCACGAGAUUUAGUUGAUAGUCAUUAUCGCGCAUGCCUCUAUGCCGGUCUGGAUAUUGCCGGUAUAAAUGCUGAAGUUAUGCCAUCAUCAUGGGAAUAUCAAAUUGGCCCGACGAUUGGUAUUGACGCUGCGGAUCAGUUAUGGAUUAGUCGUUAUAUUCUACAUCGAAUUGGUGAAGAAUAUGGUAUACAAAUUAGUCUCGAUCCAAAACCAGUUGAGGUUGGUGAUUGGAAUGGCGCUGGAUGCCAUGUUAAUUUUAAUGUAGAAGAGAUGAAGAAGAAGGGCGAAGGUUUAAAAGCUAUAGAGAAAGCUAUUGAAAAAUUAUCAAAACGUCAGCGUACACAUAUGCGUCAUUAUGAUCCAGCAUUUGGCAAAGAUAAUAAACGUCGUCUGACCGGUGAACAUGAAACUGCAUCGUACAAGGAAUUUUCAUCGGAUACAGCUUCACGUGCAGUUAGUAUACGUAUACCGCGACAAGUAGCUGAUAAUCAAUGUGGAUAUUUCGAAGAUCGUCGUCCAGCUGCAAAUUGUGAUCCAUAUCAAGUUACAAAUAUUCUAGUUAAAACUGUUUGUUUAAAUGAAACAGGCGAUGAUGACGAUGGUAAAGAUAAUAAACACGGAAAAAAAUAA
Messenger RNA from Didymodactylos carnosus, 1233 nucleotides. The record is from the annotation of a GenBank genome assembly. Lineage: Eukaryota; Metazoa; Rotifera; Eurotatoria; Philodinida; Philodinidae.